GGCCGAGCGCGGCUCCAUGUUUUCCCCCGGCCAGGAGGAACCCAGCGCCCCCAAUAAGGAGCCGGUGAAAUACGGGGAGCUGGUGGUCCUGGGGUACAAUGGUGCUUUACCUAAUGGUGACAGGGGCAGGAGGAAAAGCAGAUUUGCCCUUUAUAAGCGGACCAAGGCCAACGGUGUCAAACCCAGCACAAUCCACGUGGUCUCCACACCCCAGGCAUCCAAGGCCAUCAGCUGCAAAGGUCAGCACAGCAUAUCCUACACUCUGUCACGGAACCAGACUGUCGUGGUGGAGUACACACAUGAUAAAGAUACGGACAUGUUUCAGGUGGGCAGGUCAACAGAAAGCCCCAUCGACUUCGUGGUCACAGACACGGUUUCUGGCGGUCAGAACGACGAUGCCCAGAUCACACAGAGCACCAUCUCAAGGUUUGCCUGCAGGAUCGUGUGUGACAGGAACGAGCCAUACACAGCACGCAUAUUCGCAGCAGGAUUUGAUUCCUCCAAAAAUAUAUUUCUUGGAGAAAAGGCAGCAAAAUGGAAAAAUCCUGAUGGGCACAUGGACGGGCUCACCACCAACGGUGUCCUGGUAAUGCACCCGCAAGGAGGCUUCACUGAGGAAUCCCAGCCUGGAGUCUGGAGAGAGAUCUCUGUCUGUGGAGAUGUAUACACAUUGCGAGAGACCAGGUCCGCCCAGCAGAGGGGAAAGCUGGUGGAAACUGAGACCAAUGUCCUGCAAGACGGCUCCCUCAUUGACCUGUGUGGGGCCACUCUUCUCUGGAGAACCGCAGAUGGCCUUUUCCACGCUCCGACGCAGAAGCACAUUGAAGCCCUCCGGCAGGAGAUCAAUGCAGCCCGACCCCAGUGUCCCGUGGGCCUCAACACCCUGGCCUUCCCCAGCAUCAACCGGAAGGAAGUAGUGGAAGAGAAGCAGCCGUGGGCAUACCUGAGCUGCGGCCAUGUGCACGGCUACCACAGCUGGGGCCAUCGGAGCGACACAGAAGCCAAUGAGAGGGAGUGUCCCAUGUGCAGGACUGUGGGCCCCUACGUCCCUCUCUGGCUGGGCUGUGAGGCAGGAUUUUAUGUCGAUGCGGGACCCCCAACCCACGCCUUCACCCCCUGCGGCCACGUCUGUUCAGAGAAGUCUGCCAAGUACUGGUCGCAGAUUCCACUGCCCCAUGGAACCCACGCGUUUCACGCUGCCUGUCCGUUCUGCGCCACGCAGCUGGUUGGUGAACAGAACUGCAUCAAAUUGAUUUUCCAAGGUCCAGUGGACUGACACCCUGGACAGCCAUCUACACGUCAUUAACAAGUUACUGUGAAGAUUUUGCCACUAACUGUAGAUUCUACCUUUUUGUAAUGCUCUUUGUUAAGGGGACGGAGGACUGGGUUGGGAAGACAG
Molecule: messenger RNA, 1399 nt
Organism: Grammomys surdaster
Lineage: Eukaryota; Metazoa; Chordata; Mammalia; Rodentia; Muridae
Gene: Peli2
Product: pellino E3 ubiquitin protein ligase family member 2
Exons: 6
Coding region: 17-1276 (419 amino acids)
Biological process (GO): protein polyubiquitination; regulation of Toll signaling pathway
Molecular function (GO): ubiquitin protein ligase activity; protein binding
Source: RefSeq, a predicted model, not a curated record